Molecule: messenger RNA, 309 nt
Organism: Ilex paraguariensis (yerba mate)
Lineage: Eukaryota; Viridiplantae; Streptophyta; Magnoliopsida; Aquifoliales; Aquifoliaceae
Source: the annotation of a GenBank genome assembly
AUGGCCGGAAUGAGAUCGGAGGAUGACUGGAAGGUCAUCGGAAGACAACCGGGAGGCAGUCAGAAGGUUGUCAAAGGAUGGAUGGAAGUCACCGGAGGAUGGUUAGAAAGUCGCCAGAGGAUGAAGUACGCUGGAGGACGUCAAAGGAUGGCCGGAAUGAGAUCGGAGGAUGACUGGAAGGUCAUCGGAAGACAACCGGGAGGCAAUCAGAAGGUUGUCAAAGGAUGGAUGGAAGUCACCGGAGGAUGGUUAGAAAGUCGCCAGAGGAUGGUUAGGCAGCAGAUCAAAAGGUUACCGAAGGAUGGCUAG